CCAGCAUGCCUUGUGGCUUCUCUUCUCGUAUUCGCGUACAGCAGCCAGGUUUGUGACAGGACUCAGAUUCUUAACGUCGUUAAACCAGUUUAAACUUGUUUCUGUCGCUUUGUUUCACGAUGUAGCUUCAACUUCUGACAACAAGACUUCUUUAUAAAAGUCAAGUCAGCUCACGUGACGCUUCACUUGUCGUUUGAGUGACAUGAACAACUAUGAGGUCAUCCGUCAGAUUGGAGAGGGUGCGUUUGGAAAAGCCUUCUUGGUUCAGGAUAAAGGGUCGGGUGGAGACAGGCAGUGUGUGGUCAAACAGGUCCACCUGAGACAGAUGUCGGCACGGGAAAAAGAAGCAUCCACAAAAGAAGUGACGCUGCUGUCCAAGAUGAAACACCCCAACAUCGUCACCUUUAUCACCUCGUUCCAGGAGAGGGGGAGCCUGUAUAUAGUGAUGGAGUACUGUGACGGAGGAGAUCUGAUGAAGAAGAUCAACCUGCAGAGAGGAGUCCACUUCACCGAGGAGCAGAUCGUCGGCUGGUUCGUUCAGAUCUGUUUGGGUCUCAAACACAUCCACGACAGGAAGAUCCUCCACAGAGACAUCAAAGCUCAGAAUAUCUUCCUCACCAGCGGAGGGAUGAAAGUGAAGCUGGGAGACUUUGGAAUCGCAAGAAUGUUGAAUAACACCAUGGAGCUGGCCAGAACCUGUGUGGGGACACCUUACUACCUGUCUCCAGAGAUCUGUGAGAGUCGACCCUACAACAACAAGACGGAUAUCUGGUCUCUGGGCUGUGUCCUGUAUGAACUCUGCACCCUGAGGCAUCCAUUUGAGGGCAGCAGUCUGCGGCAGCUGGUCAGUAAGAUCUGCAGGGGGCGCUACAACCCAGUCUCCACCCGCUACUCCUACGAGCUUCGUCUGCUGCUGUCACAGCUCUUCAAGGUGAACCCUCGGGACCGUCCCUCGGUCAGCUCCGUCCUCAGACGUCCUGUCCUGGAGAAACACAUCAGGAAACACCUGGACACACAGGUCAUGCAGCAGGAGGUGAACCACACAGCGCUUCACAGAAGCAGAGCAGCAGUUAUACCAGGAGCAGCAGAGAAGAAGUCCGGACCAGCAGAGAGACCAGCGGCUGCUGUGAGGAGACCAGCUGCUAAACCAGACUGGAGGGUCCCCAGAGUCCACACACCUGCCCUGUAUCAACCUGUCCAUCAGAGAGCAGGACGAGCUGCAGACAGAGACAUCACAGGUCAGAACCACAGGUUUGAUGGUGAGCAGCUCGUCAGUCAUUACCAGCACUACUAUGCCCAGUUGGACGCCUUUCAGUGGAGGAACAAGGACGUCCUUCAUCCUCCUCCUGCUCCUCCUGCUCCUCCUGCUCCUCAGGAGCCAUGUGAAGAGCCUGCUGUGGAACCACACCAGCUUGUGGCUGCAGCUCGUAAUGAAUACUUGCAGAGGAGACAUGAGGCCAACCAGUACAAACUGAGAGCAGAGAAACAGCUGGGUCUGCGUCCAUGUACAGCUGAACGCAUCAGGACACAGGAAGUGAGACCUUCUGAACGCCAACACACUCUUCAGGACAGGAGACAGGACGGACAGCAGGAGUACCUCCGUCAGCUGGAUCUGAUCAGACAUCAGUAUCAUGAGGAGAUGAGACAGAUGAAGCAGAGAGCUGAAGCUCAGGUUGAGCCACAAAACAAACAAGGAACCUUUGUGGUGGAGAAAAGCAGAGAGCCUGAGGAGCAGCACAGAGACACACCUGCACAGGAAGUUGAAGCAGCUCUGAAGCAGAUCAGAGAUCAGAGGAGAGAGCUGAAGAGAAAACACAGAGACCAGAAGGGAAUCAUGUUUGAGAUCCGGUUAGAUGAUGGAAGGAUGAAAAACAACACAGAGGAGGAGGAAGAGGAGAGAAGAGAGGAGGAAGAGGAGGACGAGGAAGAGGAGGAGGGGAAGGACGUGGACCCUCUGAACCAGACUCUGAGCUUCCAGGAGGGGGAGGAGUUGAAGCUCAAGGAUUGGUCAGAGUUGCAUAGGAGGUGGAGCCAGAGGACUCCUCAGACACUGAUGGAUGCACUCGCCAAAAUGGACAUCAACUCCAUCCACAACACGGCGAUGGAGGCUGAACAAGGUGAGGAGGCAGCAGCUCACAGACAGUGGGGCCACGCCCCCCCCAACACUCUGCUGAAUGCUCUCCACCAGGCUGAACUCACCUCAACUGUGGACUCUGCAGGUGAACACAGACUGAACACAGAUUUACAGCCAGAGAAGGAGGAGGACUCUGAUGUGGAGAUGGAUGAAAAGCGUCUGGAGCCGAGGUCUGACGAUGACGACACGAACUUUGAGGAGUCGGAGGAUGAGCUGAGAGAAGCGGUGGCAGACUCCAUGAAGAACCUGUUUGUCCUGGAGGACAGCAGCUCAGAGGAGAGAGUGGAGGAGGAGGAGGAGGAGGAGGAGGAGGAGGAGGAGGAGGAGGAGGAGGAGGAGGAGGAGGAGGACAGAGGUCACCAGAUGAAGACUGAGGUGGAGGACUCAGACGUCACUGCUGGAGCGACUACACUCAUUUCCUCUGAAGAAGGUGAAGAUAACAUGCCUGUAACUACAAAGAAACGUCCUGAGUCUCACAAACAUCCCGCAGAAUAACUGACUCCGAACUCUUUAAGCUGAACAGUCGGUCUGCACUGACAGUUGUUCUCUAACAGGAUGUCAAGAAGUUUCCUUUGUGCAAACAAGAGAAACUUCUGCUGUCAACAGUUCUUAAAUCAAAGGUCCUGUGCAUCAUCACUAAUGAGCAGAACCUUCAUCAACAUGCAGAACACAGACAGUGGAUACUGGCUCUUCUGGUCUUUUCACAAGAUUUAAUGACAAUAAGAAAAAUACAGAAUAUCCUUUAUUUCCUUACACAAUAUCUUCAGUGCAGCUCUGAUUUCUGAUUAUAAUUCUUUCCUUCACUGUCAGAAGACAGAUUGUUUCCUCUGUCAGUGUUUUUUUUCCUGUCAGAAGAAGUCACUCGACAUGUUUGAUGAUUGUAUUUAUUGCAGUAUUGUUGAGUUCCUCUACAUUAACAGACCUAAAUAUUAAUAAUGUAUUUUAAAAUAAAGAUUCUUUGAUAUUUUG
This is a messenger RNA of Acanthopagrus latus (yellowfin seabream), 3103 nucleotides long. Its product is annotated as serine/threonine-protein kinase Nek5-like. The record is from RefSeq and is a predicted model, not a curated record. Gene Ontology annotation, biological process: protein phosphorylation. The transcript has 25 exons. Gene Ontology annotation, molecular function: protein kinase activity; ATP binding. NCBI's taxonomy places the organism in Eukaryota, Metazoa, Chordata, Actinopteri, Spariformes, Sparidae. The coding region runs from base 203 to 2629 and encodes 808 amino acids.